UUGCGAAUCAGAGGAAGCAGAAGAAGACGGAAAAAGACCAGAGAACUCGAACACGAACACCAGCUACUCUUCUCUCUCUUCACCGUCGCAAUUAGCAAUGCAAACGCUUCUUUUGCCGGCACCAUGCGCCGGCAAGUUCACGGCGGCGCCACCACCUGCAGUUCCUCAUUCAGUCUCCGCCGUCUCCGCCCAUCGUCUCUCUCGACCAUUUCUCCGGUCGAAUUCACUCCCCUCACUCCCUCUCAAAUUGACUCCUCCUUCUUCUUCCUCUUUCUGUUCCGUCACUUCUCAUCGACCACGGAAUCUUCCGUUCACCGUAACCGCUUCUUCCCAGGUGUCUCCAGCUUUCACUCCCUCCAACGGUGAAUCAGAAAAAGCCAAACUCGAUCAGGUGGCGAAGAGAUUGGAGAAGACAGCGAGGUAUUUCAAGCGUUUGGGUAGCUUAGGGUUUUGGGGUCAGCUAGUGUGCACGGUGAUCUCAGCCGUCAUUCUCUCGUUUUCGGUUGUUGUCACCGGGAAGGUAACAUCGCCGGCUACGUUUUAUGCUACUGCCGGUGGAAUAGUGGCUGGGUUCAUUUCUGUGUUCUGGUCCUUUGGCUAUAUUCGUCUCUCUGAGAAGCUUAGAAAAACUGCAAAUCAACCUACCAAGGCACCCCCUCGCGCUGAUGUGGUGAAAAGCUUGCAAAAUGGUAUUGUAGUGAACCUUCUGGGGAUGGGUGCUGCUAUCCUUGGGAUGCAAGCCACGGUUGGACUGUUAGUUGCAAAGGCUCUCACUUCCGCUGCCAAUCCAUAUUAUCAGGGAAUUGCUCCUGGUUCUAGCCCUGUUCUCGCAUUGGAUGUAUUUUUGGUGCAGGCUUCAGCGAAUACUAUUCUUUCACAUUUCCUUGGACUUGUUUUCUCACUGGAAUUAUUGAGAUCUGUCACAUUACCUCCCUCAGAAGCUCUUCCAUUUCCUAAGUUUGCGUAAGGCGUGCCUCAACACAUGUAGGAUGGAAUCACACACAAAAUUGUACCCUCAUUCAUAGUGGUUGUUUUCUUUAUGAACUGUGUUCAGCCUUGAUACCGCAUUGUAAGGCCCUGUUCUGAGGCGAUUGACAUUAUGUAUUUCCAAGUUGAAAAUAACCUAUACAAUAUUGUGAAUAAGAAUGGUAGCGCCUCAACAAUUCAAGAUCCUUAGGCAGAUGAUCACAAUUGCAUGAGUUUACUGCACUGCGUAGACUCUACAGUUUAUGUUUGGAUUCUAACGUUAUCAGUUGUUUCUUUCAUAGCUUGUCAACAGCAAGUGUGAACUGGAGAAAUUUCAAAACUCCACUUUGUAUUGAUUGUAUAAUAGAACUGUAUAAUGCAAUCUCCAUCUGGGUAUUUGUUUCUUUUUCAAAA
Molecule: messenger RNA, 1380 nt
Organism: Lotus japonicus
Lineage: Eukaryota; Viridiplantae; Streptophyta; Magnoliopsida; Fabales; Fabaceae
Product: protein TIC 21, chloroplastic
Exons: 4
Coding region: 98-967 (289 amino acids)
Source: RefSeq, a predicted model, not a curated record